AUGUAUAAACCAAAGGAAGAGGACCCCGACGAUCACCAGUUCUACACGCUUGCAUUGCAGGAUGAGUUUCGAGACCAGGGUCCCCAGGCUGUAGUCCGGAUUCACAGCAUCGAGCUAGAUCCUGAGACGCCAUCCUUCCCCGGCGAGGAGUGGCACACCGAAGGAAAUGCAAACGAACGUAUAGUCGCCAACGCCAUCUACGCGCUUGAUUCGGAAAACAUAUCCGAGCCGCAAAUCAGCUUCCGGCAGAGGUGUAUAGGAGGGGACCGUACCUGGGUCUAUGACCGAGUCGGCGCGGACGAUUCGGACAACGAGGAACGUGCUGCAGAUGAAAUCGAUGACCUAAUCCUGAAGUAUGCCCUAUGGGAUGUCAAGUAUAUAGGAAGGCUUUGCGGAUUUGAGGACAUUCAGUAUAGUCCAGCCUAA
Penicillium crustosum is the source of this 426-nucleotide messenger RNA. RefSeq lists its product as uncharacterized. The coding region runs from base 1 to 426 and encodes 141 amino acids. NCBI's taxonomy places the organism in Eukaryota, Fungi, Ascomycota, Eurotiomycetes, Eurotiales, Aspergillaceae. The record is from RefSeq and is a predicted model, not a curated record. The transcript has a single exon.